This is a messenger RNA of Poecilia reticulata (guppy), 4914 nucleotides long. RefSeq names its product sterile alpha motif domain containing 9 like (gene samd9l). The record is from RefSeq and is a predicted model, not a curated record. Gene Ontology annotation, cellular component: cytoplasm. NCBI's taxonomy places the organism in Eukaryota, Metazoa, Chordata, Actinopteri, Cyprinodontiformes, Poeciliidae. Gene Ontology annotation, molecular function: protein binding.
CCCGGCAGUGGACUCGAGUUGCAGCUGGAGAGAUAAGACUCAGUUGGUCAGACAGAGCAGCGCUGGGUGGCAAAGUAACCAAGACCGUCUGUUUUUCUCGCGUUUUCUAUCCAACGUAAGRAACGGCCUUGGGCGAUCCUCAUGCGACGCACGACUCAUUCUGGAAAUCUGCUAAAGGUGGAGAUAAUGAGAUGCAAAUGUCACAACUGAGGAAGUGAAAAAGAAAAGAAACKGAACCAUGGCAGAAGACCUUGAGAAGUCACCUAUAAACUGGACUGAGUCCGAUGUAAGUGCCUGGCUACGGUCGAUUGGGGUGAAGGAGCAAUAUAUAAAAAAGCUCCAYGAAGAGGAAGUAGAUGGACAAACCAUGCUUGCUCUGACAGAGGACUUUUUAAAAACAGAGAUUUGCAUGAAAUCGGGACCUGCUCAUUUGAUUAUCCAAAAAAGAGAUGCACUGCUUAACUCUCAGAAGAACAAACAAGUCACUAGAGGCAAAAGGUCUGAGUUGGAGCAAAAAAAAUCAGUGGAAGGUUCUCAAACAACGGAGGAAGGUUSUGAAGAUCCUGUGAGAAACAGAGACRUUUCUAAAGAGAGACAAAAUGUUCAGAAAGAAUGUGUGUUGUCUUCAAAGGAGGACUGCAAACCAAGACCGUUUGAUGAAGACGACAUUGAUUUUAUCUACUUAAAGCACAGAGUCCUCCAACCUGAAUCAGGGGCUUUCAAUUUAAUAUCUCCUUGCCAUGAAUACAAGUCUUUUGCAACAGCUGCCACACUGGACCGUACAAGACUCCAAGCAAAGUUUGCCAGGGAAGUUUUUAAAUUYGCUACUGGUUGCAUGAAUAUCAGAUCAAAUGGCACCAUACAUUUUGGCGUGAUGGACAGCAAGGAGAAUGAAGGAUAUGUGCAUGGGGAGAUAAUUGGGAUUCCCAUAAAAGAAAAGGACAUCUAUGUAGAUGCUUUGGACCUCAGUGAAAAAAGUUUCCGCUCUGACAAGGAGCAAGUACUUCAGUGUGUGCGGCCGCCAAGGUUCAUUGAGGUUAUGGAUCGAGAAAGUACAGAAAAGAGAUAUGUGGUGGAGGUAGACAUUGUGCCUUUAUUAAACAUUGUGAAGAACAAGGUGUAUUCAGUGCGCCUGCCAAAUUUUAAAGAGGCGACUAACAAAUUAGAGUUUGAGAAAGAAGUGAUUUUUCGAAGGGUUGGCUCAAAGACCGAGCCGGUGAGUGACUUAGGGGAUUUCUACCAGAGAGUCAAGGAUCGAGACACACAAAGAGACGAAGCAGAGAAAAAGCAGUUUCUCAUUGCUCCAGAGAUCUGCCAAGAUCUUGGAAGGAAGCUCACAAUGCUCCUGACCAGUGGAAAGAAAUUYAUUACAAAGGACAAAUGGUUCAUACUUGUCACAAACAAAUUCAAAUCCAGCGACCUCAGUAAUAUCGACUGGCUGCUCAACAUGAAUGUGUUCUGUGUAUUUGACUUUGACCCAGAUUCAAAGAUAUCAGGUCUGUGCAGCAAGUACCUUGAGCACCAUGCUGCAAACAUGCAUUUUCUGCAGAGCUACAGAAUGCCUGCUGGUAUGACCAUAAAGGAUUUCACUAACCACCUGCAUCUGUUUGAGCAGACUAGCUGGAUUUUUUGCAAUGGUCGCUCCGAUUUCAAAGGGAAUGAAGCUUCAUGUGAUGAAAUGACCUGGAUUAAGACAAAAAUGACUUUCCUGCGGGAAUCUGUGUCUCUAAUCUGCAAACAAAUCCUCCCAAAAGGCACAUUUCAAGUAAUUUUUCUGCUAACAUCUCCUGUAGAAAAGCCACUCCUGCACACGUUUUAUGAGUUUUUCACAGACAUGGAAGGUCAUGAGGACAUAAUCUGCAUCUGUGACUGUGAAAAAAACUACCACAAGUGGCAAAGCUUUGCAGAGGGUUCCUGUGGAAAAGAAGCUGUUAACAACUCGAGCAUUGUUGGGAUGAAGAUGAGUCAUGUGAAUGCAACCUUACAGCAUGUACAGCCCGUCAAAGCACACGUCAAGAAACACCUGCCUGUCUUUGUGAAAGGGACAUGUCUUCUUGAAACACAGAUAGAAGAGCAAAUGUACUCCCUGGAAAUUCUCGCCGUCAACCAUUGUGAUGAAAGCACCAAAGAAUUCAUCAAGGAGGAGAAAGGAAACAUUGAACAGCAGUUUUACCGAGGUGGGAGAGUCACCUGGCUCAAUUUCUGGCUUGCUGACCACAAGCAUGUCGAAGACGUGAUUGAAAGAGAUGCUUACCAUGACACAUCCCGACUUCUUAAUGAUGUCUUGAAAUUCAAUGCUGAUCAAACUCCUGUAAACUGUAUAAACAUUUACCAUCACCCAGGAAGUGGUGGUAGCACUGUGGCAAGACAGGUGUUGUGGCACAACAGGAAGGAUCUGAGGUGUGCAGUUGUGAAGUCUUAUCCAGCCUCUGUAGUUGCUCAGCAUGCUGUAGAGCUAAGAGAAUAUGAAGAAAAAGAUCCACAGAUGUGCCUCCCUGUGCUGCUUCUUCUUGAAGACACUGACAAGGAAUACAUAGAUGAUCUGAGGAAUGAACUAGAGGCUGCUGUGAAUAUCAAACAAAUCCAAUAUGGAACCCUUUGUUUCAUCUUGUUGAGCUGCAGACGUUCCCACGACCCAGAGAGGAAAUGCAAAGAGUCUCCACUACAGAAUGUGUCUGUAACCCACAAACUGUCUGAUCAGGAAAAGAGAAAGUUUGCUGGUAAGCGACAAACUCUCGAGGAACGCUAUGCACCUUCAUUCAUUUUAACAUUUGUUUUGAUGAGUGAAGGAUUCUCCCAAGAUUACAUUCAAGACUUUGUGAAACAUUUACUUCAGGAUAUUGAUCAAAAAUCUGUUGURACUCGUCUCAUGCAUUAUGUUGCUUUGCUGAACACGUAUGUUCAAAACUCUUUCAUCUCUCAGUCUCAYUGUGAAGCUUUGCUCGCCUUAACCGUUCACCUAGAGAGGUUCCGUCAGCAUGCAUUUGAGAGUUUACUCAGUGAUCARGCCAAGCUGGUGUUCUUGCAUCUCAGAGAUGACAAGACACACAUUGAAUCAAUCAGAAUCAUCCACCCCCUUGUUGCAAAAGAAAUUCUGCAACAACUUCUGGGGGGCAAACARACCCAAAGCAGACUGGCAAUGAAUUUGCUCUGUGAGAAGGUGCUUUUUGAGCACCGAUUUGGAAGGGAGGAGUAUUUGACAUUUUUAAGACAUCUCUUCCUAAGACGGUCCAGAAUCAGUAAAGGGGAUGAAUGUGAUAGUUUCUUCUCUCCCCUUAUUGAGCAUGUGUGUGACAUUGAGAAAAACCCCAACAAAGCAAUUGAGUUGUUAAAAGAAGCCUUCGAGUGUUUCAAUCAAGAUCCAUUCUUUGCUCAACAGCUUGCUCGACUUCAUUACACCUAUGAGAAGUUUGAAGAGGCAAAACACUGGGCGGAAACAGCGGCUAAGCAGUUGCCCAAUAACUCAUACAUACUAGACACAAAAGGUCAGGUGUACAGAAAAUGGUUCCAAGCAAAAUGCAAAGCAAUAGAAAGUGAGAGCAAACCAAAGACGGCCCAAGAUACAGUGGAUGCAGUGGGGACUGCCCUGAAAGCCCUCGAGUGCUUUCAAGAAUGUGAGAGGGCAGCCAAUGCAGAGAUGGAAGAUGUUAAUAGCUCUGGGUUUUUUUCUGAGGUCGAAGUUGGAUGCAGCCUUCUCAAACUGAUCUCCUCUCUUCAAGUSUUUGCAAACCGAACCAACGGCCACGCUGAAUGUAUGAAGUACUUGYUAACAGAUUACAUCCCAGAGGAACUCGACCGUGCCUGGGAACCAUUUCAUGGCCGUUUGAAGAAACUUCACAAAACAAUGCAAGACGCCUUGGAAUGGAUUUCAGAGGACCUCAGCUACUUCCAGACAGACAUUGGAGAUGAAGAGGAGAUCCCUGAAAGACCUGAAGAAAAAAUAAGUCAUCCACUCACAUGGCUGGCAAAGAAAUCUGCUGAAUAUGGCAAGUACUUCAGUGAAGCAGAUUCUGCUAUGCUUCUGAAAAAAUGCCAGACAAUUGAAAGCAAAUUUACACCUUUUCAGAAACGCAUGAUUAUCUAUCAUCUUGGGGGAGGGAACAUCAUAUCGAUCCUCUCAAAACUAACUGACCAAAAGGAUGCAGUACGUCGUUUGGAGCAUAUCCUUACUCUUUACCCCAGCAACCCAUUAAAGGUCAAAUUUACGCAAAGGGACAUUGUCAAUUACAUAGCAGCACACAUUUCCCUAAACUGUCUGUCCCCUCAACCACAAAAAGCAGACCCGCUGAAAGAGCUACAGGCUCUUUGUCGCCAAUUUCCAACUGAUAAAAGGAAAUGUUUUCCAAGUGCCUUGUUCUUGCUUACCAUGCUGUUCUGGCCUGAGGAUCGUGAUACAGACCAAGAGAGAGAAAGCAAAUAUGAGAUUGUGCAGUCGGCAGUUGAACACCUUGAGAAAGGCUACUGGGCCAAGAUAAAAGACAUUCCCCAGCGGAAAAGAAGGAUCUACACCCAUUUUUACUUGGGAAACGGGAAUGGGCUGGAUAAAUUUGUCCACAAGAGAAAGUUUGACAAAAUCACCAAGGGGUUCUCWGUCUCUGAGAAGCGCCUGAAGUGGUUCAGCGGUGAGGCAUGGAAAAGUCCUGAAAUUGCCACCAUGCUGAAACGUGUUUCUGGAUGGACGGAGGACAGGGUGGUGUACCUUGAGGGCCCCCAGAAAAAGAAGUUUAAUAUCCUGCCUCUCUUUGUGCCUUCGGUGCCUCAUGGUAAUGAAAACAUUACCUUCUACCUGGGAUUCACCUUUAGAGGUCCCGUUGCAUGCAACAUUCUUGUCAAAAAGUAGUUUGGCAGUCACAUAAGUAUUGUUUUAUUAAAUGCUAAUCUCACAAAACAAGCUGAUGCACAAGUUAUCAUGUU